Molecule: messenger RNA, 5133 nt
Organism: Caretta caretta (loggerhead turtle)
Lineage: Eukaryota; Metazoa; Chordata; Testudines; Cheloniidae
Gene: LRRC38
Product: leucine rich repeat containing 38
Cellular component (GO): voltage-gated potassium channel complex; plasma membrane
Molecular function (GO): transmembrane transporter binding; potassium channel activator activity; voltage-gated potassium channel activity
Source: RefSeq, a predicted model, not a curated record
UGAUCUCUUGGAUACACACACACACACACACACACACACGCGCACACACACACACACAAAAACCACCAGGCAUUGCUACCCAGCUGAGCAAAAUGUCUUUCUCCUAGCAGCGUUGCUCAUCAUAGCUUUCAAAUCCUUGACGAUGUGGCCAUGCUUUCCCCUCUGCCUUCUACUUUCUCUCUGUUUCUGCCUGCUCUUCUUACCCUUGGGGCAUCUUUGCCCUGCUCUCUGUAGCUGUAUGGACUCCCACACUAUAGACUGCAGGGAUCAAGGACUCCCCAGUGUUCCUAAUCUGUUUCCACUGGAUGUACGGAAACUUCUCAUAGCUGACAACAACAUUCAGGCUAUACCAGCUGAUUUCUUUAUAUUUUAUGGAGAUCUAGUCUACUUGGACUUCAGGAAUAACUCAAUCACCUCCUUAGAAGAGGGAACUUUCAGCAGUUCCACCAAACUGGUGUUUUUAGACCUAAGCUACAAUAAUUUAACGCAGCUUGAUGCUGGGAUCUUCAAGUCGGCAGAGAAGCUGAUAAAAUUAAGCCUUGGGAACAAUAACCUAGUGGAUGUGGACGAGGCUGCUUUUGAGAACCUGGAACAGCUCCAAGUGUUAGAACUGAAUGACAAUAACUUGCAGAGCCUCAACGUGGCUGCCCUGGAAGCACUUCCAUCCCUUCGGACUAUACGUCUAGAGGGCAACCCAUGGGUCUGUGACUGUGACUUUGCCAACCUCUUCAGCUGGAUACAAGAGAAUGCAUCCAAGCUUCAGAAAGGACUACGUGAACUCCAGUGUUCCCUGCCUGUUGAAAACAGAAGAAUCUUUCUGGACGAAUUAUCUGAGGUCAGCUUCAGUGAAUGCAAAUUUAGUUUGUCGUUAACGGACCUGUUGAUCAUCAUCUUCUCUGGAGUGGCGGUCUCCAUCGCUGCCAUUCUCUCAAGCUUCCUCUUGGCAACGCUGGUGCAUUGCUUCCAGAGAUGCACUCCCAGCAAAGACGACGAUGACGAAGAAGACAGUGAGGACUGAACCUUUCCUGUAUUUAAAUAUCCCUCGUUUAUAGAUUACUUGAUCAACAGCCAAUGUCAAAGAAGAAGAAGAAAGAAAGAAAAGCAAACCUAGAUCUCUUGACACUGGAUCUGUUUCUGUGGAGUUCAGUCAAACGUUGCAUUUAAACUCAGGGUGGGGCUAGGAGAGGAAGAAAGAGGGGAAUGAAUCCAAAAGAAGUCCCGGUGUUUGAAAAAGAUUGUCUUCAUGAUAGCAUAUGUACUUAAUAGAUUGUUCUAACUGCACCCUGAAAAGGGCCCACUAUAUGUAGCAUAGAUACAGAGCUUUCAGUUGGAAAUACAGAAGCAAUUUCAUAUGGUCUCCUCCCUCUGCCUGGGGAGGAGGAGAGUCAGGUAAAUGUACCCAACUUCCCAAAUUCAAUUACAUUGGUUCGUAUUGCUGUAUAAACCAUUAUAGGAAGUUUGACAUUUUCUUUACACAUGGUGUCUCUGUAAAGAUUCUCCCACAAGUCAGUGAUCCGAGUUAUGAGCCUCACUCAAGCAAAGAAACAUUUUAAAUAAGCCAAUACUGUUCUAGGUCUCAACAACAAUAAAAACCCUCUCAAGCAUUAGCUGCUGUUAAGCAGCUGCCCAGCAAACCUCUGGCCAGGGUAUAUAAAUAAUGAUAGAUUUCCUUUUUGGUUUCAGGUGUAAUGAAGCAAAGACAACCCUUAUCACUGCAGUACUGGGUACCAGGCUCUUUAUCCUAAUGUAUCAUUCAAAUCCUGGAACAACGUUGAGUGUCAUUAGCCACUUGAACAACUUCACUAUAAUCAGCAGAGGGACACUUUAACUGGAUUGCAGUCUGCAUACAGCAAUGUUCUGAAAUGUACUGAAAGCCGGUGUCAAGCGGAGUGCCCCAGGGGUCGGUCCUGGGGCCGGUUUUGUUCAAUAUCUUCAUAAAUGAUCUGGAGGAUGGUGUGGAUUGCACUCUCAGCAAAUUUGCGGAUGAUACUAAACUAGGAGGAGUGGUAGAUACGCUGGAGGGCAGGGAUAGGAUACAGAGGGACCUAGACAAAUUGGAGGAUUGGGCCAAAAGAAAUCUGAUGAGGUUCAAUAAGGAUAAGUGCAGGGUCCUGCACUUAGGACGGAAGAACCCAAUGCACAGCUACAGACUAGGGACCGAAUGGCAAGGCAGCAGUUCUGCGGAAAAGGACCUAGGGGUGACAGUGGACGAGAAGCUGGAUAUGAGUCAGCAGUGUGCCCUUGUUGCCAAGAAGGCCAAUGGCAUUUUGGGAUGUAUAAGUAGGGGCAUAGCAAGCAGAUCGAGGGACGUGAUCGUUCCCCUCUAUUCGACAUUGGUGAGGCCUCAUCUGGAGUACUGUGUCCAGUUUUGGGCCCCACACUACAAGAAGGAUGUAGAUAAAUUGGAGAGAGUUCAGCGAAGGGCAACAAAAAUGAUUAGGGGUCUGGAACACAUGACUUAUGAGGAGAAGCUGAGGGAACUGGGAUUGUUUAGUCUGCAGAAGAGAAGAAUGAGGGGGGAUUUGAUAGCUGCUUUCAACUACCUGAGAGGUGGUUCCAGAGAGGAUGGUUCUAGACUAUUCUCAGUGGUAGAAGAGGACAGGACAAGGAGUAAUGGUCUCAAGUUGCAGUGGGGGAGGUUUAGGUUGGAUAUUAGGAAAAACUUUUUCACUAAGAGGGUGGUGAAACACUGGAAUGUGUUCCCUAGGGAGGUGAUAGAAUCUCCUUCCUUAGAAGUUUUUAAGGUCAGGCUUGACAAAGCCUUGGCUGGGAUGAUUUAAUUGGGGAUUGGUCCUGCUUUGAGCAGGGGGUUGGACUAGAUGACCUCCUGAGGUCCCUUCCAACCCUGAUAUUCUAUGAUUCUAUGAUUUUACUCUGGUGCAUUCAUUCUACUUCAGUAUAAACAGAGCUUCAUUAUACCCAAGUUCAUGACAAUGAGACCUGUGCCUGAAACAGAACACUGGAUUUGAAUAUCCCCAAAGAUUAAGAGGUUUCUUCUGAGCUUGCAUUUUAAAAUUGGUUCCCUCAGCUGAACUGAAAAAUCCGCAGUCUCAGGGCAUUUGCAAUCUGGAUCAGGUCUGUCUCUGAGUUUUGAAGCUCAAGGCUAGGUCAAGCUAGAAGUGGGUUCCAAGUAUGAGUAUACGAAGUUCUCAUUAUGAAAUACAAAACAAACCAUUAAAACAUUCAUACUUAGUGCAAUGGUUCACUCUCAGAAAGUUGAGAAAUCAUUGGAUCUGGAUUGUGAAUACCCACAAUAUUGGAGAGUUUGGCAUGGAGGUUUUAGCUUGGCCCAGCAUUGAGAUGAGGCCAAGGGUAAAACGUGGCUGUGGAUCUUGGUGCAGAAUACAAAUCCCCAUCCAUAUUUAGUCACCGAUUCAGGGCAGGAUUUAAAUAUGUGCUGAAGCCCCAGUGAUUUCAGUAGAAUUGAAGCACAUGCUUAAGUGCUGUCCUGAAUAAGGAUGUUUUGAUGAAUCAGGGUCUUAGGAGGUACUCUCAUAGAAGAGAUGGCUUCUCCCCGCUCUCUGCCAGUCAUCCCAGCAGCGUUGUCACUGGAUAGAAGGUUUAUGUUAUGUUUCCAUGAGGCAGGGAUCACCAGGGAGUUUGUUCAGGAAGGGGUUUGAGUUUAUUAAAGAAUGUUUUAAAUCAUUUAUUUCUCCAGUGAGUCAAUAUUGAAUAAAUAGACAUGAUGAAAAAUUAUGAUUGCAAUGCAUGGAACUGGGGUGAGAUAUUAGAAGAACUGGGGAUCUUCUCCUACUCUUGUCUGGCAGCAUGACAUAAUCAAUGAAAAUUAUUGGCCAAUAAGGUCCUGAUCUUGCAAGCAGAUCCAGGCAGGCUGAUCCUGGCAUUCACACACCCCUUACUGACUUCAGUUGGACUUCAAGCAAAAGCAAGGGUCUGCUUGCAGAAUCUGGCUCUAAAUUAUUGUUUUGAAAUACUAAGGGCUCUGUUCUGCUCACAGUUGCACUGGUAUAAAUCCAGAAUAACACCAGUGAAAUCAAUGGAGUUAAUCCAGAUUGGCACCAGUGCAAACAAGAGUGGAAUCUGGCUCUAGGAUAUAUCAAUUCUGACUGUAUUAUAGGUCUUGUCAAAACUUGAUUUCAUCUAUAAAAGGGCAGAUAUUUUUGUUAAAAAGAUAAAUGAACAUUUAUUACAGGAGAUUUUUGGAAUAGCACUGGAUAGCUUUUUUGGACAAGUAUAUUUUUAAAAAAUUUGUCAUGGAAAUAUUUUUUUUAAAAUGUACAUACUGAAAAUAUUAUUUAGAAAAGCUAGGAAGACUGAAAAUAGUACAAAAAAACAAAAACGAACAAAAAAAGUCAAAGCAAGCCAAGAACUAUGCUCUGUUGUAGAAGACUCAGGUGUGACCAUAAGUAGCAUCUAACUACUGUAAAAACUGGUAUUGUUUCUGUAAAACUUUUUUUUGCUAUGAUUUUGCCUUGCACAAUUCAUGCGGAUUGAUUUUUAUUGCAAUCACCCAAAUCCCUUGUAUCUAUAUUGUGUACUAAUUGCUCAAGAUGAUGGAAGUGAAAUUUAAUUUUCCUAUUUUGACAGGUGGUGUGGGUCAGUGGAUAGGGAACAAGACUGGGACUCAAGAGACCUGCGUUCAGUUUCCAACUCUACCAUUGACCUUUGACAGGUCACUUUCCAUCUCUGUGCCUCAGUUUCCCUAUCUGUACAAGGGGGAUUAAUACUUAUUUAUCUUUACAAAGUGCUUUGAGAUCUGUGGGUGAAAAGCACUAUAUCUUGGGCUAUGUAUUAUUAUUACAUAAGCGAGGCUGGAGCACAAGAUAUACAGUAAGUCUAAUUCUGAUUUUACAUCAGUAUAAUUCCAUUGAUGUCAAUGGAGUUACUUCUCAUGUACACCAGUGUGAGAACAGAAUCAAGCCUAGUGUAAUUCAGUUUCUCAUUCCACUCUAUCUCUCCAGCUUCUUCAACCUGAUUUAAUGUUACAAUUGUAAUCACAAGAUUAUUCUUUCUGGAAAUGCACUGAAACAAAAUUAAGUGGUCCAGUGAAAGAAUAUGCUGCAUCAAUUCUCUCUUACUCUCUUCUUGCUCUUUCAAGAAAAUGAAAUGACAUGGUUUUCACUAUGUAGUGCCAUGGUUACAAAUUACACAAAUAUAUUUCUAAUGAAUACA